Molecule: messenger RNA, 1884 nt
Organism: Mytilus trossulus (common blue mussel)
Lineage: Eukaryota; Metazoa; Mollusca; Bivalvia; Mytilida; Mytilidae
Product: zinc finger protein 521-like
Exons: 3
Coding region: 220-1527 (435 amino acids)
Biological process (GO): regulation of transcription by RNA polymerase II
Cellular component (GO): chromosome
Molecular function (GO): chromatin insulator sequence binding
Source: RefSeq, a predicted model, not a curated record
ACAUGCAUACCUGUGUCAGUGUGCCAAGUACUCAAUUUCUAAUACACAUUUACUUUUUAUCUUUGAAAAAGAGGGACAAUGGAAUAUCCUUUCUUUGUACUGAAUGAACGGUUCCAGCUAUAGACCUCUGUGGAUCAAAGUAGAAAACCCGUGGCUGUGCUGGCCUAGUCCAAAUAAUCAUGACGUCUGGACAAGAGAAAUCUGAGAACAAAUUUAUCAAUGAAAAUGGACGAUACAAAAACAUACCAAGAAAAAGAAGAUGAAAUUCAAACUCCUAGCUUAGAUAUUUGUUUUGAUACAUCUGUCCUUGAAAAUGGUGUUUUUACCAACGACAACCAUGUUUACACAUGUACAUGUUCGUACUGUGAUAUUUGUCGAAACAUAUUUGAGAAUAAAGAUGAUUUGUAUGGGCACGUGUUGAUCAAUCAUGGUAAUGAACUUAAACGAUUAGUCCUAGAUUCUAAAAUGGAAUUGGCGCUACAAUACCCUUGUUGCCAUUGUGGUGAAAUGUUUGCCACUAUAGCUGGAAAAGACUGGCAUAUAAGAUGGACUCAUGUCCCACUAGUAACUUGUAGUUAUUGUAAUACAAAGUACACAUCUGAAUGCGGAUUGAUUAAACACAUUGACAAAUAUCAUAAGGACAUACCGAAAAGGAAAAACAAAGCCGAUAACAACAGAAUGAUGUCUUGUCACUAUUGUGGAAUUCAAUUUACCUCUUUAUUAAAAGUGAAAAAUCAUAUACAGGAGACUCAUACUGAAAGUUUAUUACAAUGUUAUUAUUGUGACAAAAAAGUCAAUAACCUAGGAACGUUAUACGUACAUAUAAGAAUUGAGCAUGCAGAUCACAUUAAUGAUUUUAAAAUUAUAAAACUGAAGAUUAAGGAGCACAUGAGAAUGUCGUCUGGUGGUACUUCUUCAAACAGUCAUACUAAUAUGUCUACAAGCAAUUACAACUAUCAGGAUGGCAGUACCAUUGAUGGCAAUAAUAACACAAUGGCUAUACCAUGUCAGUCGUGUGAAUUUUGUGAAAGGAAAUUCAACACAGAUGAUUUAUUGUAUAGUCAUAUUUUUAGCAGACAUCAGGACAAGGUUAGACGUUUGUUUUUGGAGUCGAAUGAACAUCUAAAAAUACAUUAUAUCGCACAACAAGGGUUAGACAAAUAUAUUCACCACCCGAACUGUAUUUAUUUGAAACUAAGCAUUAUUGAUGAACCGCAGUGGGGAACAGUAGAUUUUGACCUUCCUUCAUGUCAAUAUUGUGGAGAAAGUUUUGUUUCAUUGUCUGAACUACAAACUCACACGUGUAUUCGAAAGAAGUAUAUAAAGACAGAAUAUCAGGAAUCAUGCAGUAACGAAACAUUCCCAAGCACAUAUGGACUGGAAUCUCAUGGUAAAGUAUUAGGAAAGGAUGGCUGUAAGAAUUUGAAUUUUCCACCCAAAAUAGAAGGUGGAGAUGGCUGCCAUAGAAUGCUGGUAAAAGAAGAGCCACCUGAGUGCUGCCUUCCAUACCAUAUAGAUAAUCAGUAAUACGCCAGCUUUUAACAUAGAGAAACAGUUUCUGAAACUGUAACUGUGAUUUUUGGGGAGCAGGAGUACGUCAAGUAAAGUAAAGGAUUUCUAGAAUGACAACAGAACAGUAAAAACGUCAGGGAUCGGAGAUCCCCAGUACAUUUUUAUCAGUAAAGAAAGAAAUAAACGAUUUUAGGAUAUAUAUAUUUUUAAAGUAACUUUGAGAUUGUCAAGCAACAUGACGGUGAUGUGUUAAUGGGUAACAUCGAAUAAAUACAUGUAAUCACAAACAAGGACAACGAUAGCAAAGAAUGGUCGGUUUUAUCUGAAUAAACAACAACAAAAUUUGGUCACCAAAUAAAAUGAGAUAUUUUA